AAAAAUAACAUAUUUUCUUUUGCGGUCUUAAGUUAUUCUAUACAGCAGUGUAGUUUCUAUGACAUACCAUGUGCUUAUUUCGUUGAAAAUGACAAAUAUUCUUACCAUAAGAUUUCUUAUCUAUGUACUUCUUUUGAGGACCUUUAUACAAGCAGAUGAAAGUAAUGAAGAUUCAAGCAACUCUUCUGAAGAAGAAAAGAAGAAAAAUGGUACAAAUACUUUUUCUCCAUUUAUCUUAAAACCACCUAUGCUAGUACAAAAAAAUGGGCUUUACCUAAAUUGGUCUAAAAAUAAAGAGGUGACCCAUUGUACUAAAAUUUUCAUUACUUAUUUUUACGAUAAUUUAGCCUGCCCAAAAGGAACUCGGGCAUUAUCAAGGACAGAGACAAUAGAUUGCCAGUUUUCCUCUGCCUAUAUCAAAGUGGAAGACAAUUGGAAAUUCCUAAAUAUUUCACUUAAAAUUAACGGCAAUAACGAGUUUCAACCUUUAUUUUUUCCGAAUUUCACUGAAAAUACAACUACUUUAAGAGCUGUUUGGAAGCCAGUAAUCAACUUAACUGGAAUAUAUGAAAGAGGCAAAAUACGUUUACGAUGGAAACUUCCUGAAAAUCUAGAUUGCUUACCCGACGAAUAUCGGAUUUAUCAUGAUAAAGGGUAUAGCAUGGCGAAAAAUAUAAUGACUAAUAGUAAGGACGAACAAACUAUGAUACUAAAUGUUAAUGGACCGAAACGCAAUGUUUCAAUAAAAGUAAUAACUUGCAAUUACUAUAUUAAAAACAAAAUGCAAGAUAUAGAAGAAGUAAAAGAGAACCCAAAAUAUUACGCAGUUGUUAAAGUGCCGAUUAAUCUAGAGAAGCCGGAUCCUCCGUUUAAUAUAACGUAUAAGUGGAGCAACGAACUGGAUUUUACGUAUUUGAACAUAUGGUGGGAAUAUGAAUACAGAACAAAAAAAAUAAAAGAAUUUAAAAUUCGUCUUGAAUUGAAUGAAAACGAAAUUAGUUCAAAGACUGUAUCGCCAAGUGGUGCUAUUCAAUAUUAUGAAUCGUUUAAGAUUGAAACAAAAAUUAUAAAAUUACACCUGUAUAUAUCAGCAUUAUCAAAAGAUGGCGAAACCUCCAUUGAAAGCACCACAGACUCCUCUAUAUCGCCUGCAAAUCCAAAACCUUACCCUUCUAAUAAAAUUAAGAUUACUGGUGAAAAUCUAUUAGUGCCAGAGCCUGUCAUUGAAUACUUCGAAUCGAGAUUCGUUAUUUUUAAAAGUGAAUGGUACAACUCUGAAAAGUUUCAAAUAGGACUGGAUAAAGAAAUUGAUCUGGUUAAACAUGGAAUUAUAACUAAUGGAAUGCUUCCAAGACAUAAUCAAUAUCUUAAUGAACUAAAACUCUCCAAUUCUUCGAAGGAGCAAAGUUUAAUAUUUAACCGAAAGCAAACCAUGAACGAUGGAAAAAAAUAUGUUCUUGUGGUGUUUAUAACCAACUCACUGAAUAUGUUAAGAGUCAUAAACGUAUAUAAGAAAGAGGUAUAUAAUAUUUGUCCACCCAAAAUAACUGAUACUAUUGAGGACCCUCAAGACUGCUCGCAAUAUUUACUAUGUUCCGAUGGUAAUGCUGUAGAGAAGAAGUGCCCCGAGGAAAAAAUAUUUAAUAAUGAAAGUAAGCAAUGUGAUCUUAAACUGGAUAGAUAUAAUAAAUGUCAAAAACCCAAGAAAGAAACUAACGAUACAUGGAUAUCAAUAACGUCUAUCAUCAUUUUAGUAGGAGCAAUCUCCACAGGAGUUAUAGUAUUUUAUAUGUUCAGAUCAGGAAAAAACUAUAUUGGUAGAAGGCGUAAGAUUUCGGAAAAUAUAUAUCUAAUAUAUACUCCAAAUGUAUCACAGAGUUGCAACAUAGAUGAUUACACUUUAGAUGAAUAUGAGCGCUUUGACGACAGAGUUGUAAGUCAUUCGAAACGCAUUAAAAUAAACUGUUUAAAAGAAUAUGUCAAGGAAGCAAUUGAAGGUCCAGAACUAUUAAGACAACAUCAAUUAUUUCCAAAAAUUGACCCAAAGUGUUCAGCUAUAAUAGGAAAUUUGCCCUCAAAUAUACCUAAAAACAGAUAUAAUAAUAUUACUGCUUAUGAUGACACUCGCGUCAAGUUAAUUAAAUUAAAUGAAGAUGACGGAUCGGAUUAUAUCAAUGCGAAUUUUAUUUCCGGUUAUAAUUUGCCUGAAGCAUAUAUUGCUGCCCAAGGUCCCAAAUCUAACACAGUAAUUGAUUUUUGGAGGAUGAUAUGGGAAAGAAAUGUUAAUUGCAUCAUUAUGUUGACUAACCUAUAUGAUGGCAAAAAAAAAUGUUGUGAAAAAUAUUUUCCGGACAAAGGAGAGUUCAUAGAUUUCGGUGGGAUCAGUGUAGAGUUUUGUAAGGAAACUUCCACUAUGACUUAUAUUGUUAGAGAGUUUAAUAUUUUUGACGAGUCCUUCUGUAAAAAAAUCACGCAUAUCCAUUUCACAGCAUGGCCUUCCCAAGGACAGCCGUUAUUUGCUGAAACCAUGGUACCGCUACUACAGUACAUGCUUACUAUUCCCUACAGUUCAAAGCAUCCUAUUUUAGUUCACUGCAGCGCAGGAGUUGGUCGAACUGGAACCGUAAUUCUCUGCGAUAUGUGUUUAAGAAUGUGUGCUGCAGAAGGCGCCGUGGAUGUGUUGGCUUUCUUCGCAAAAAUGAGAACCGAACGCCCUAAUAUGGUGGAUAAUGUCGAGCAAUACAAGUUGGCUCAUUUAGCUAUUUUAGCUUGUUUAACUGCUCGAGAUACCGGGAUAGAAUGUGGCAUAGAUUUAUUCGAAAACAAGGUUCUGAAUAUUCUAUUUGAUGACCAAAUGCAAUAUAUUAAAGAUAACGAAUGGCAAGAUGAUGCGAUGAAAUCAGUCGCAUCUGUUGUACAGCACAUCCCUAUCGUUCCCGAGAAAAAUCGAUAUAAGGAUAUAUUGCCUGAUGAAGUAUUUCAAGUUUUCCUCAGCCGUCUUCCAAAUGGUGGGCCUUCAUCUUGCUACAUCAACGCAAUAUAUGUUAAUAGUUUCAUGUGUCCAAAGCGCUACGUUGUCACACAGCAUCCGCUCACCAAUACAAUAAAUGAUUUUUGGAGACUGGUUAUUGAGCAACAAAUCAAAAAUAUUAUAAACAUUGAUCCUGUACUUCAAAAUGAACAGAGAUAUGAUGGAUACUUCUAACAUAGAAGUGAUCAUAAAUGAAGAUAACAGUAAAGAAAAAGAUGACACACUUACAUUUUUUUAACAAGAUAUGGUUCCAAAUUUGCCUUCAUCAUCUUCACAUUCAGAUGCACAGAACACAAAUAUAGUUCAGAUGAUCUACUUAAGAGAAAAGAAGUUGCGGUAGAACAAUUAGGUCAAAAUUUUUCAAAUCUCGUACAGAUAGUUAAAAGAGACUCGACUCCUGAAGCAACAAAUAUAAAAUGAAGAAUAUUUGUCAUGGAAAAAUAAUUAAAGUACAGCCUACGUCCACAAGUAGAAGAUCGCAAAGAUCUGGAAUGACAUCUUGAUCAAAAAGAAUUCAGGCAGGAAGGCCAGCAAAAAAUAAAUAAAUCAUCCGAAGACGUAAGGUUCCAAGGUCACUAAAUCAAGAUGAGGACUGCAAUAGCCAUAACGCCAAAUAUUAUUAAAAAGUUUAUUUUAGGCUAACUAACUAUAAUAAAAUACUAAUUUAGAUACUAAUACAACUAAUUAUAUAAUAAAGUUAAGAUACUAACAUAAAGUUUCGU
Molecule: messenger RNA, 3753 nt
Organism: Anthonomus grandis grandis
Lineage: Eukaryota; Metazoa; Arthropoda; Insecta; Coleoptera; Curculionidae
Exons: 24
Coding region: 59-3205 (1048 amino acids)
Biological process (GO): protein dephosphorylation
Cellular component (GO): extracellular region
Molecular function (GO): chitin binding; protein tyrosine phosphatase activity
Source: RefSeq, a predicted model, not a curated record